Molecule: messenger RNA, 1124 nt
Organism: Caenorhabditis angaria
Lineage: Eukaryota; Metazoa; Nematoda; Chromadorea; Rhabditida; Rhabditidae
Source: the annotation of a GenBank genome assembly
AUGCUGAACUUGUACCAAUUUAUUCUCAAUGAUUUCCAAUUAGAUCCAUUUUUCUAUAAUUGCACAAAUCGAAAGAUUCAUGAAAUUGAUAGACCUUUUAUUGGCUAUUAUUUUCUAAUAUCCGGAAGUGUUCUAAUCGUAAGAUCUGGUUUUCAGCAAAGAAUAAUCGAAUAUAAUUAAAAUUAUUUUCAGAUUAUUUAUCUAUCCGCUCUAAUUGUUAUUGUUACUUCGGAUCUAAUGAAAUUUGCCUCUUAUAAAAUGAUGUGCUAUUUAGGAGUUCUGGAAGUAUACUGUAUUUUUUGCAACUCGGUAAUAACUGGAUAUCUUGGAAUACAUGGCGCAAACUUUUGCACACAUCCUAAAUUUAUGUUCGUAAUUGGAGUUUUUGUAGUGGGAUGCUGGAAUGGAACAUGUUUGACUUGUGUAUUCUUAACACUUUCAAGAUGUUGUGAUUUGAACGCGAAAUUGAAAAUGAAAGUUAUCUUUGAGGGAAAAGCUCUUUAUGUCGUUUUUGCAAUAAUCAAUGUUUAUACUAUUUAUUCGAUAGUUUUCACCAGUCCUCUUCUUUUUGAUAGUUCCAGAAUGGGUUGGUUCACAAAUCCAAUGAUUGGCCUACCAUCAAAUAACUAUACCAACAUAAUUCAUACAAUCAAUAAUAUAUGCGACACAAUUCUAUCGUUUAUUCUAUACGCCUAUUUAUGCUAUCUUUUGAAAGUAAACAAUCAAACUUCGCAAAAUGAAAAUGUUCUUCGUACUCAAUCUCAAAUUUUCAUUCAAUCAAUUCUUAUCUGUUUUUUCAACACAACUGCGGCGAUAAUAUAUGUCUGGAUGCAAUUUUAUAUAGUUUCACCGAAUGUUGUUCUAUUUGCUCAAAUAGUUUGGCAAUGGGCACAUGGUGAUUAGUUUUCAGGAUUUUUUAUCAAAAAAGUUCAAAUGUUUCAGGAUCUGUUGGAAUUGUUUAUAUAACUGUUAACAAAACCGUUCGACAAAAAUUAGUGAGAACUCUGAGAGCUACAUUCUGUUGUCAAAAGUAUUCUCAAAUCCACCCAACUACUGUAAUUAUUGUUUGUCAGAAUGUUGGAACUACUAUGAGUCACGCUAGUGUUGACACAAUUUAUGCCUGA